Molecule: messenger RNA, 3307 nt
Organism: Mustela lutreola (European mink)
Lineage: Eukaryota; Metazoa; Chordata; Mammalia; Carnivora; Mustelidae
Gene: DUSP7
Product: dual specificity phosphatase 7
Exons: 3
Coding region: 167-1426 (419 amino acids)
Biological process (GO): negative regulation of MAPK cascade; protein dephosphorylation
Cellular component (GO): cytosol; cytoplasm
Molecular function (GO): protein tyrosine/threonine phosphatase activity; MAP kinase tyrosine/serine/threonine phosphatase activity
Source: RefSeq, a predicted model, not a curated record
GCGGAGGGCCGGGCGGGACGGAGGCCGGGAGGCCGGGAGGCCGGGGCGGCGGGCGCGCAGCUCGGCGGGAGGCGGGCGCCCGGAGACGCGGCUGGGGCCCGCGCGGCCGGGGCGCCGUCCCAGGGCAGGGCUGCCCGGCCCCUGCCCCGGGCCGCCCGCGCUCCCCAUGAAAAACCAGCUCCGCGGCCCCCCAGCGCGGGCGCACAUGUCGGCCUCGGGGGCGUCGGCUGCUGGGGACACCGGUGCGGGGUCGGAGCCCGGUGCGGUGUCAGGGUCCGGCGCUAGCACCGGCGCGGGAGCGGCGACGGGUGCGGGGGCCAUGCCGUGCAAGAGCGCCGAGUGGCUGCAGGAGGAGCUGGAGGCGCGCGGCGGCGCGUCCCUGCUGCUGCUCGACUGCCGGCCGCACGAGCUCUUCGAGUCGUCGCACAUCGAGACGGCCAUCAACCUGGCCAUCCCGGGCCUCAUGCUGCGCCGUCUGCGCAAGGGCAACCUCCCCAUCCGCUCCAUCAUCCCCAACCACGCCGACAAGGAGCGCUUCGCCACGCGCUGCAAGGCGGCCACCGUGCUGCUCUACGACGAGGCCACGGCCGAGUGGCAGCCAGAGACCGGCGCUCCCGCCUCGGUGCUUGGCCUGCUCCUGCAAAAGCUGCGCGACGACGGCUGCCAGGCCUACUACCUCCAAGGUGGUUUCAACAAGUUCCAGACGGAGUAUUCAGAGCACUGCGAGACCAACGUGGACAGCUCAUCCUCACCCAGUGGCUCACCACCCACCUCCGUGCUGGGCCUGGGGGGCCUACGGAUCAGCUCUGACUGCUCAGACGGGGAGUCCGACCGAGAGCUGCCCAGCAGUGCCACGGAGUCGGAUGGCAGCCCUGUGCCAUCCAGCCAACCAGCCUUCCCCGUCCAGAUCCUGCCCUACCUCUACCUCGGCUGCGCCAAGGACUCCACUAACCUGGAUGUGCUCGGCAAGUACGGCAUCAAGUAUAUCCUCAAUGUCACGCCUAACCUGCCCAAUGCCUUUGAGCAUGGUGGCGAGUUCACCUACAAGCAGAUCCCCAUCUCGGACCACUGGAGCCAGAACCUCUCCCAGUUCUUCCCCGAGGCCAUCAGCUUCAUUGACGAGGCCCGCUCCAAGAAGUGUGGUGUCCUGGUGCACUGCCUGGCAGGGAUCAGCCGCUCGGUGACGGUUACCGUGGCUUACCUGAUGCAGAAGAUGAACCUGUCACUCAAUGACGCCUACGACUUCGUCAAGAGGAAAAAGUCCAACAUCUCGCCCAACUUCAACUUCAUGGGGCAGCUGCUGGAUUUCGAGCGGACGCUGGGGCUGAGCAGCCCGUGCGACAACCACACCCCCAGCGAGCAGCUCUACUUCUCCACGCCCGCCAACCACAACCUGUUCCCACUCAACACCCUUGAGUCCACGUGAGGCUGGGGCACAGGUGGUGGGGGCCGGCCCCUCCCCAACCCACCCCCCACAGCUCCUCGGGCCAGGUGGGUGGCCCACUCCUGCUACGUCCAGCCAGAAGCUAGGCAGCCUCGGACAUGGCCAGUGCCUGGAGGCCCCCGGUGGGCAGGUGGCCGAGCUUCCCUCACCGCCUUGGGGCGGGCGGACCACAAAGCGAGGCCUCCCUCCACAGGACUUUGUGGAGAGGCCCUGAGCUCUGGGACAGAUGGCCUCGGGAGGCCAGCGAGGCCUCGCCCUUGUCCCAGGACACUCCAUCAGCAGAUGGGCCAGCCAGUUGGGCUGUUUUUUAAAGACCCAUCCACGGACCUGAGUUUACUUUUUACUUUUGGCAGGUAAUCCAAGCUCCCUGGAGCACGGCAAGUGUUCAAGCUCUUCUUGAUUUUUCUUUUUUAAUGAAAAGUGUUAUUUUCAGGCUACACGCAACGGUGGAUUGUAUAAACCAGUAUUUCAUCCCUUCCUUGAUCCUGCGCGCGCGCGCGCGCGCGCGAGAGAGAGAGAGAGAGAGAGAGAGAGAGACAUGUUCUCGGUUUUGUUUUUAUUACUACUUCAAAAAGCAAUUACUGGUUUUUUUUGUUUUUGUUUUUGUUUUUGUUUUUAAUGGAAAAGACAAACCCCGUGUUGAUCUUGACCAAAUGCGUUUUGCACAUGUGUGAAGCCUCCCAUUUCUGCAGCAGCAGGCCCUUCUCGAAGGGUUGGCUUGCUGCUCUCUUGGCGUCAACACCGCCACCCCCCCACCCCCCCCGCCAAGUCGUGUCCACAUCUCUUGGCCCAGCCCCCGUGGCACUGCACUUGCCCGUGACGACCUCUGCAAGUCACAAAGGGUGGGCUGCGGGUGGCCUUUGCAUUUUGGGCCCUCCAGCGGUCCCUGCAGACUGGGCAGACUCCCGGAGGCAGGAGAUGGGAGGCCCUGCAGCGGGCCCACUGGAGGGGGAGCUGUGGGGGACGCCAAGCAGUAGCAUUAGCCCUCUGGGCUCAGCCUGUAGGAGGGUCUGGGCCCAGGGCCCUUUCUUUAUGUACCCACUACUUCUGUCUUUCUCUCUCUCUCCCCGUUUGUUUGUGACUGAGUGGAGGCCCGGCUGCGGGCGGGGGUGCGGGGGAGCCUGGGUGGCCGAGGCCCAGCCCUGCCUCCUAGUUUCUGUCCCUUACCCUGGCUGAUGCUUCGGUCCAGCUGCCACUCGGAGCCCCCGUGUCCCAUGGAAGCUGGCCCUGCACUCCUCUUGCCCAUGCCUUCUACUACCAGGAAACUCGCACCAGGAAAAUACCAGGGCAGGGGCAGAAGGGGCAAGGAUGGACAAGAGAAAGGGGCGUGGGGCUCUGUCCACCCCCUCCCCCCCGGAUCCACAGAACAAAGCCACGGAUUCCGUUAUCCUCCAGUUUCGUUCCUUCUCCAGCCUCAGUCCCACCAGGUGUCAGGACUGCACAGGGGCCCGGGGAAAGGUGAGUGGUCAGGCCGGGGUCCCUGAGUGAGCCAGCACUUGGCCCGAGAGCGAGGCCGAGGAAGCUCUGCCCCAUUGCGUCUUACCUCACGGGGCGGUUUUCAGGGAUUCUUUAAGGCAGCGGAUUAAAAUCUUGCCACAGUCGAGAAAUUGACAAAAAGCUUCCAUGCUGUACAUGGUUCUUUCUCUUUUUUACCUUUAAAAAGAAAACCCCAGAAAGAUGCAUCAGAUUUGUGUACGUGAGAGUAUGCGAAGAGGGUGGCCAGUUUUGCUUUAUGACCUUAUGAAGGAAAAUUUGUGACCCUACAUAUACACACACACACAUACAUAUAUAUAUAUAUAUCCCGAACCAGCAACGGGACUUUGUUUAUAUUGCAAAUAAAUAUUAUUUUUUCUUUAAAACAAA